CGGAAACGGUGACGACGAGGACGACGACUCAUCGCUCCACGCUGCUCUACUCCUUCCGUUGCUCGGGGCUCCAGGUGUGGCCUUGGGUACGAGUGCUUCCCCAGUAUGAGGCCUGCUGUGAACUGGGCUUUCGGGAAGCGCCUGGCGUACGGUGUGUGUUGUCACUGGAUCGGAGAGGUGCUCAUUCAGUUCUCUGGUCAUUUUUGAGGCUGUGCUUUUGGGGCAUUUAGUCAGUGAGGUGUCUCUGUCCCUGUCCCACAGGAGCUGUUCCUCUUUCCUCUGCGGCGUCUCCAUGUUUGCCAUGCGCUCUCAUUAUUUUUGAGGCUCUUCCCUCUGACACAUCCAGUCAUUUAGCAGCUUUUGUGAGCGACGCACCUGCAGCUCAGGCACCGACUACGUCCUCUUUGGACUCUCUGAUGUCCUCAUGUGGCUUCGAAAACUCACAGGUCAAAGCGGCGACUGUCGGAGCUCUCCUAAUACUCUCACAUUAUUUCACAAGGAGUGCAAUAGACAGAACCAGAGGCUGCGGUGAGCAGGUGCAGCGCCGUUCGCGAACAUCACGCAUUGUUUGACCUGACCUUGGUGACCGCGGCGCACCCUGCCGGACGUCCUUGUUGGGGAACGCAGCUUCGCUCAGCUUCGCUCAGCUCCGCUGUCCUUUUCGUUCCGUGUUCAGUUCCACCGCUGCACGUCUGCAGGAUAGACCAGCUCAGCACCAAGAGGUGAAACCUGAAGGGGAGACCGGAAGGACGGGGACCCGCGGCGUCAGACACGCCCCUUCUCAGUGCCCCUUCUCAGCCGUUCGCUCACAAGUUCUUCGCUGAGGUUGAAGAAAAGGCGUGUGCCGAAAACGCCCGUUUCUGAGCAAUGAGCCGGCAUCCACCGGAGCCGGGAAAACGGAUCGGUGACCCUGCCGCCCCCAGCGUCCUCUCGCGCCGUGUUGCCCCGUGGCUUCCUCCGUUUCCUUGGCCGUUGCGUGCGAGUGCACACGGCGCUUCCAGAAGCUCCACAACAGUUGAAGACUGGGAAGCCUUCCAGGCCAUCGUGGACCACACCUACUGCAAACACAUCAAGUCAGAGCCCAGCCUGCACCCGGUGCUCAUGUCAGAGGCCCCAGUGAGUACUGCCACCGAGCACAAGGCAGUACCACAACAGUGGAACACACGGGCCAAGAGGGAGAAGCUCACCGAGCUCAUGUUUGAGCACUACAACAUUCCAGCAUUCUUCCUGUGCAAGACAGCCGUGCUGACGGCCUUCGCCAACGGCCGAGCCACAGGCCUGGUGCUGGACAGCGGCGCCACCCACACCACAGCCAUCCCAGUGCAUGAUGGGUACGUUCUUCAGCAAGGCAUCGUUAAGUCUCCCCUGGCCGGAGACUUCAUCACCAUGCAGUGCAGGGAGCUCUUCCAGGAGAUGACCAUCGACAUCACCCCCCCGUACAUGAUCGCAGCCAAGGAGCCCGUGAGAGAGGGAAUGCCCCCCAACUGGACCAAGAAGGACAGAUUGCCGCCAGUGACCAAGUCGUGGCACACGUACAUGUGCAACGAGGUCAUUCAGGAUUUCCAGGCUUCGGUGCUUCAGGUGUCAGACUCCCCCUACGAUGAGCAGGUGGCUGCCCAGAUGCCCACGGUGCACUACGAGAUGCCCAGUGGCUACAGCACCGACUACGGGGCAGAGCGACUCCGUAUCCCGGAAGGCCUCUUCGACCCCUCCAACGUCAAGGGCCUCUCUGGGAACACCAUGCUGGGGGUGGGACAUGUGGUCACCACCAGCAUCGGCAUGUGUGACAUAGAUAUCCGGCCUGGACUCUACGGCAGUGUGAUUGUCACCGGGGGCAACACUCUGCUCCAAGGCUUCACGGAGAGGCUCAACAGAGAACUUUCCCAGAAGGCUCCACCGGUAGGCGUGCACCCGACAGCACCCGAAACGCACCGGAAACUCCCUGGAAAUGCCUGCGAGCAUGAGGCUGAAGCUCAUCGCCAGCAACAGCUCCAUGGAGCGCCGCUUCAGCCCCUGGAUCGGGGGCUCCAUCCUGGCAUCCCUGGGCACCUUUCAGCAGAUGUGGAUUUCCAAGCAGGAGUACGAGGAAGGGGGCAAGCAGAGCGUGGAGAGAAAGUGUCCCUGAGUCGCAGCCCGACACCGGAGGUCACGUCUCCUCCUGGGUCCCGCAGGGCAAAAGCAGGCGUUCGGCUCCCGAACGCGGUCAAAAUAAAGGCACAAACGGCACAAGGACCACUAAUCCGUCUCCUGUCUUUCCUGCUCUUUAUUCGCUCUUGCGCAACCACUCUUCAUCUUUCCCACCAGCCCCAACCUCAGCUCUACCACUGACUGUAACCGCCACUCUGCUGCUGACCCUAAACCCAACUCUAGUGCUGACCGUAACUCUGCCGCUGACCAGUUGCUGACAGCUUUACUGAGGUGCAGCUCAAGCACUCUGGGCUUUAACUACGUCACACUUACCGUUUACUCGCUCUCUUCACUUCGCUUUUACACUC
This is a messenger RNA of Scleropages formosus (Asian bonytongue), 2495 nucleotides long. It is a transcript of the gene actl6b, whose product is annotated as actin-like 6B. NCBI's taxonomy places the organism in Eukaryota, Metazoa, Chordata, Actinopteri, Osteoglossiformes, Osteoglossidae. Bases 868 to 2328 code for a protein of 486 amino acids. The record is from RefSeq and is a predicted model, not a curated record. The transcript has 12 exons.